This is a messenger RNA of Orbicella faveolata, 5177 nucleotides long. Its product is annotated as major facilitator superfamily domain-containing protein 8-like. Lineage: Eukaryota; Metazoa; Cnidaria; Anthozoa; Scleractinia; Merulinidae. Gene Ontology annotation, biological process: transmembrane transport. Gene Ontology annotation, molecular function: transmembrane transporter activity. The record is from RefSeq and is a predicted model, not a curated record.
GGCCAGCUGACCCCUAAGUUUUCAGAUUUAGUUGCCAGCAAAAGUAUUUCAAUCAGUGAAAAGCAUGGAAAGUUAGUCGCAAGUGAAAAAAAUUCAGUCCCACUGGCGACCGUAGAGCUCUGUUAUUACUGAAGAUUAACAGUCCCAAAUGGGAACCUAAAAUAGCAACAAUCUUGACCUUAGUGUAACCCAAAUCACUUAAAUAUAUCAUCUCUCUUUGAACAAUGGUAUCUGCAGCACACAAUCAAGGGCACAACAAUAGAAGGUUAAUGGAUUAAGAGAUUUAAAAAGCCGCUGAUAAGUGAAAAAGGCUGAUUUGCUGUGUAGAAAUAAUGCUUCUAAGCUUUGAGAUCAUUUUAUGAUCAACUAAGAUUUGAAAACCUUUACAGUUCCUUUACCAAAGCAACAUUGUUUGCAGGUAGUUUAAAAAUUAUAAAACAAUAUAUCAGUUUUGUACGAGACAGUGUUUUGAUCUACAGGGUAAUGUUAAAUAAUUUACAGAGUGGGGGUGGGGAGUCAGCGAGGUAGAACUCUCUUGUAAAUCAAGACCCUUAUGUACCAGGCAUUGGUUUAGAUUCAUUUUAUCCCUGGAAAGUAACCAGAUGGUUGCACCAAACAGAUUGAAACAGACAUGGGCCGCAGAUUUUCCAGUUUUGCUUGGGUCCUAAUAAUUAUACCGUACUCGAAUAAACAUGUGGUCACUCAACUGAAACUUAUAUUAUAAACCCCUGAAAACAACUUGAAUAUUCCCUAAUACAGGGACUGUUAAUAAAAGGAAUACCCCAACCCCAGGUCAAACUAUGUUAUAUAGACUACAGUUUACAAAACAGUGGGCCAACCAAAAUUGUCUUUUACGCAGAAAAUAAUUAAAACGUGAAGACUUCAUGCUAGGUAACGACGCUGGAAAUACAUGCGCGCGAACACGUUUUACGUGGAGAAUGACUUCUAAGGGUUCAUGUUGCACGGCCGAAACUACUCUCCACAAGUUUUUCUUUUUGCACCAUGUAUCAAAAUAAACAACAUUUUAUGAUACUUAAUUGUCUUAAUCAACUAACUGGUUGUGGUCUUUGAUCGCUAAAUACGUACUCCCAGUUAGUAAACACAAGUUUCUACUACUUGUAGGAACGCGUUCAUCUGUUGUGCAUUUUUCGUAUACAUGGACGUGUAGUCGAAAAUUUAAUUUCAAAAAGCACGCAGCUUUCACUUACUCAGCUGUAUUUUACUGUGGCACGCAAUUUAGAUUUCUAAAUCUAUAAAAUCCAUGCACUUCAAGCUUUACUGUGGCAAUUAGACUGCCGAACCAAAUUGCAUUAAAACAUUUCUCUUACUAGUUUAACCGAAACGUUUGCAAGCUUUUACUUACCAAAGUUAGAGAACGCUUUUGUGGUUGUUAACAUCCAAGCAUCCAAAAUAUAACUGGCGUGACUUUCUACAUUUCCUUUAUGGGCAGAUGGAACAAUGUUUAACGAAAUGUCUGCACGUAGUUCGGCGAGUUGAUUGAUUUGAAACAUUAUGUAAUUGUCAAUGUAAACAAAUCUGACAGCUAGGACCAGUUCAACGCGGUCACUCGAUUUAUCUCGGAACAAACUAAGAUGACUCUAAAAUAUUUCCUGGAUCCUGCUAAGCUGAGCCCGUUUUUCUUGGGAAGAUGAGAGGGAAAAUGGCUAAAUCUAGAAUUAGAAGGUCUACUGCAAUGUUUACUGUAAACUAUGGACCAAGAUCUUAGAGAGUGUAAAAUGAAGAUCAGUGUUUAUUUUUGAUAUUUUUCAACUUAACGCUUUUUGGGUAGGACACGUACGUGUAUGCAGGCAUUCUAGUAGCAUUAGUGUGUACAUCGGAGUUCUGAUUCCAAUCAGAGUAACAUGCACUGGGAUCGGGCGAUGUUUUUUUUUUCUUUUAACAUGUCACGCAGUCUUUUCUCGAAUCAACAUUAACCACCCAAAGGAAGGAUUGCGUGACAAGUCACACGGGAUUUUUCCUGUGAGUGAGUGACUGACUGAAAGACUGUGUGACUGACUGGCUGGUUAACUGACUGACUAGUCUUAAGGCUGACUGAAUGGCUGACUGUCCCAGCGAUAGACUUGACUGACGGACUGAAAUGAUUCGAGCCGGAACUGAAAGGUGCCGUGAGUUAUAAGGCCACCCCCGUCCCCACCUUCUCCACGCCGGGCCGCCGAGGACCACCGCAUCAUCAAACGAACAUCUUGAAAAACACCCUUGCGAUAAAUAGACUAGACCCCAAAUUCCUUAACGUGUUCAAAGCCCCCAAAUACCCAUAAAGAACAUCACCGGGAGACCAGACAAUAUCGUCUGUUGUGUUAACCUCAAAACACAACAGCUUAAAAAAAUGAUUCAGUACAAUGAAAGAGCAAAAAUAUAACAAAAAAUUUCGGCCACCGCAGAAAGUUCUUUUACGUCUCCUUCACUUCAAUCCCAGAGUAACCCUCGAUCUGCCAAUAAUAAAGCGUUACCAUGAUACGGUGCAGUGGCCGUAUUAUGAAAUGGGCGGAUAGACGGGGUUUAUUCUUACGCCCUCUGCGUGGAGUGUUCUUAAAAUUUUCAACAUCAACCUUUAAAUGUUUUAGUUCGAUAUAUGUAUAAAAAAUACUUUUCACUUAUACAAAGAACUCGCAAGAAAUUGAUGGAAGCUUGUUUAAGUCUGCGUAAAAUGUAUUAAAUGCUGAAUUGUGAAGUUGUGUAAUAUAAUAAAUGUGCAAUACAGUGUGACGCAAUCUAGGCAUAUUGUAUGAUUUGGACAGCCAACUUGGCGCUGUUUCAGAGAAAGAAUGUCACAGCUACAACAUAAGCUAACAUACAAAAUUAUGAGCAAUAACUGCAUUAUCAUACAAAUGACAAAGGAUUACUCAGAAUUGAAGACACUCAAGGCUAUCUUUGAGGGUCAACGAGACUAACACGCCACGUGUCCAAGCGUGACCUUGCUCCCAGCUUCCUCGCGCUAUCCACUGAAAACAGGAACUACUCAUAUUGUUGAAAGCGGAUUUUAUCAUUGUAGUUGUUAACGGGCCUGUUUGAUACGCAGGUUUCAACAUGUCGACUAAAAGCCUUUUGUCUACCGUUGCCAUCCAUUACUUUGGCUUCACAAUGGCUGUGGACUAUUCUAUAGUGCUUUUGUCAGUUCAAGAACUUUGGUAUUCGCUCGGUGGAAGCACCACUUAUUAUGGCUUCAUGUUCGGAAGUUACGCACUCGCCCAAGCGGUCGUUUCGCCCUUACUGGGCUACAUUUCCGAUUUGCGAGGCUUAAAAUUCGCCGUAAUGCUGGCAUUGGCUGUUAACGUUACGGGAAAUGUGUUAUACGGCCUGUCUGUUCUUUCGCAGUCGCUCAUCAUGAUUUUCAUCGGGCGUUUCAUAGCAGGGCUUAGUGCCGGCUCGGUUACUCUCGCACUAAUCUACUUGACAAACACAACUCCAAGAGAAACUCGUGGAAAAUCCGUUGCUAGCUUCAAGCUUGCCCAAGCAGUUGGUCUUUUAGGAGGACCUAUAAUCGGCAUUUUUCUUGUGCCGCCACUAGCGGGUAAUAUCGAGAACAACGUUUCGAUGACCACGGGUAAAGUGUUCAAUAUGUACACAACACCGGCUUGGUUGGCGACUGCCAAUGUUAUUGUGAUAAUGUUGCCACUGGUGAAAUACUGCUUCAAAAACCCAAUGGCGCCUCAUAUGGCCAUGAAAUUUGACUACAAAGAAGCCAAAGGACUGAUAGCUCACACUACAGUGCUAACGCUAUCGAUGUUUUUCGGAACGGCGUGUUUCUGGGGUAUCAUAAGCGACUUAUUUACCCUCGCGUUCGGACAAUACCGACUCGUGUCAGCACAGAGAGACUUGUGGAAGGUGUAUAUUUCCGGUGGCAUCGCUUUCGUCUUCGCUGGAGUUCUGAUACGAGGUACAAUUCAUCGAAAAGUUUCUCCGGCCAUGUUCUCUAUUCUUGGACUAAUUGCUAACGUAUGGGGAUUUGUGAUGCUCCUCGACUACAAAAUCACCGAUGAACGCUUGAGGAAUGGCUUCUAUUUUGGAGCCGUGGCGCUCGCGACUUCCGGCGGUGCAUCUUUCUUCACCGGUGUCGGCGUUUAUUACUCGCAGAAAAUCACCGAUUUUAGCGAUCAGGCUCGCAAUCGUCGAGGACUGUUCCUCGGGUUCUUCAACUUCGCCGAAGCUCUCGGUCGAUUCGCCGGGCCAGCUUUGAUAUCACUGUUCCUUCGCUUAUCAAACAAAGGAAGCUCGCAGUGCGAUUCUGUCGAGUUUGACUCCACCAACUGCGAGGUUUCCAACGUGAAUGCAGUCCUCGCAUCCUUGUGCGGUAUCCUGUUUAUAAAUCUACUGCUGUUUAUAUAUUAUCAUAUUGUUCAUGGAAAGCGGCAAACCGAUGGCUUUCUACUCACGAAUACCGACCUUCCGAAUGCCUUAGAGGGUAGGCUCACUUUCAGGGACGACCAGGACGGUUUUAUCGACGGAGACAGAGAAAGAACUGGCCCUUUCCAGACCCAGAUGGAGCUCUCUCCCCCACAGAUUCGCAGGACAUCUUCACACACCUCUUCGCAGGAUGGCAGCGUACACACAGUGUGAUCUGUACAGCGUCAAGUUAGUUAAUAUUUGUACGCUUCAACUAUUGAAAAAUAACAGGACGCUUGUUACCUCUUUUAAGAGAGCACCCACACUCUUGCAUACUGCUGUUGGGGUGAAAUUAAAUGAAAUUGAUCUCUAAAUAUUUCCAUCCCGUGUCGGGGGUUUAACGUUGUUAUAUCCACAUGCAAAUUUAAUCAAUGGAAUUUAUUUCGAAUACGGUAGUUUUGCGCAUAAUUUAGUCACAGUCUUUUGUGAAGUGUACAUUUGUAAACUGCCUGAGGGAAGCGAUCGGCUUUUAAGUAGAAAGGAUGGAUAUGUGUUAAGCAAGGAACAGAAACUUGGUUUGAAAAUUUUGAGAUGAAUAUCAUGGGACAUCUGGCGGUAUUUAUACUCCUAAGAAUUCUGAAUAAACCUUCUCGAUAAUGUAAAACCCUUCAAAUUCCAAGAAAUGGACACCAACGUGGAACGAAAUUGACAUCUUGUGAAGCAACAUAAAAUUAUUAGAGAGCUUGAGCAAUGACAGCGGCGACCCCGAGGACAACGCCUAGUAAAAAAUGAAUUUAUAUUUUACCUUCGAGUUUUGCAGUUGUCUAGAUCUG